CUUCCAUCCCUUCCCUUCGUUGAUCUCACUUACUUGCCAAAUCUCUUUAUCUAAACACACCUUAAGCCUGCUUAAGAUUGCAGAAUGGACCGAAAAUCCAUGAUUACCUGCUAUGUCUUCAUAAAUCGAGAGCCCUUUAGGUUCAAUCCACGGCCUCGCAUUUCACUGGUUGCAGCUGCGAGAAUGCUUCACUGAAACCAUAGGUUGCAGGUUCUAGUAUUGGAAACAGGCUCUCUGCGUUGCGGGAAAAGGCUGAGUGCUUUUUGCUAUUCCUAGACCCUUUCUCCACCAUGGGAGCCGUCAGCAGUGUGCAGGGGACUGUUUAAAAAUCAAAUAGUGUUGAUAAAACGUUUAAUAAUAUUCUAGAAGCCUUGCCGCCUGAUGACAAUAAUACUCUACCUUGAUGGGAGUAAUGGACAAGAACACCACAUGAAACACGUUCCAUCAUCUGCACCACUUACAAUGCAUGAACAUCUUGAACCAAAUUCCGAGAUGGAACUUGGUCACUCUGUUGUAAUCUCUCUUGUGCACUUGCACGUGUGCGUUAAAUGGUUUUGACACCAUACCCAUAUUCAGAUCCACGAUAUGGAGGAAUGCUGACUUCUUACGAGCUUCAAGCUAUGGCGCCACCUCAAUUUUAUGGAAUGCAUCAUGCUAGAAUGCCUCUGCCCCUUGAAAUGGAAGAAGAGCCUGUUUAUGUGAAUGCAAAGCAGUAUCAUGGCAUUUUAAGACGAAGACAAUCACGGGCUAAGGCUGAGCUUGAAAAGAAAGUGAUAAAAUGCAGAAAGCCAUAUCUUCACGAGUCUCGGCACCUGCAUGCCAUGAGAAGGGCAAGAGGUUGUGGUGGUCGUUUUCUGAACAAACAGAAGCUUGAGAAUAAUGGAGGGAGUCCAACAUCAGAGAGCGUGAAUGGAGGUGGUAACCAUUCAACACAGUCUACCACUUUGUCGGGCUCUGAAUGCUUUUCUACUGAUGGCUCCGGAAAAUUGGCUUCAUCAAACAAUCAGCAAGAAGGAAUUGCAUUCACGGUUCGAGACGUUUGUGAAGCACACAAUUCAUCAUGCAGCAACAGCAAUGGGCAUGGUCUUUUGUCAAUCUACCAUUCAUCUCCUGCCAUUAGCAUGGAAGAAACACUUGUUGGCCAGCGCAAAGAAAUUAUGCAGGGGAAUGGGGUUCCAAAUGAGGCCAAGAAAAGAAAGUAAUAUGUCCUUGGUGCUACAAGGCCUCUCCCGCAUUGCUUCAUAGAUAAAGCUGGAGGUCCUUUGAGCUUGGGGGGAAACCAUACCCGAGUGGGCAGCAUCUCGCAGGCAAUUCAUUCUUGGCUUUGAUUACUGUUAGAUGGGAAAAUGUGUGAUGGAGUUCAUAGUCUCUUCAUUAUGGGAUUGUUUCCUCCUUCUCUUCACCUCUUUCAAAUCCCUGUGUGUGUAAUAGUAACUUAAUUUCAGUAGUUGUGGAUGUCAUGUAUAUUUUUCAGUUUAUGGAGUCUCUGGAGGACUAAAGGUUGUGGAAGAAGUGUGUUACUUUUGCUAUCUUGUUCAUUUGAGGGGUUGGUUAUGUGGAUAAAAUAUACAUUCAGGUAUCGAAAAAUGGGAUAAUUCAACUUUUGGUUA
This is a messenger RNA of Tripterygium wilfordii, 1610 nucleotides long. RefSeq names its product nuclear transcription factor Y subunit A-1-like. Lineage: Eukaryota; Viridiplantae; Streptophyta; Magnoliopsida; Celastrales; Celastraceae. The record is from RefSeq and is a predicted model, not a curated record. Gene Ontology annotation, cellular component: CCAAT-binding factor complex. The transcript is spliced from 7 exons. Bases 549 to 1202 code for a protein of 217 amino acids. Gene Ontology annotation, biological process: regulation of transcription by RNA polymerase II. Gene Ontology annotation, molecular function: RNA polymerase II cis-regulatory region sequence-specific DNA binding; DNA-binding transcription factor activity, RNA polymerase II-specific.